Molecule: messenger RNA, 2375 nt
Organism: Pecten maximus
Lineage: Eukaryota; Metazoa; Mollusca; Bivalvia; Pectinida; Pectinidae
Product: cytochrome P450 2J6-like
Exons: 4
Coding region: 184-1683 (499 amino acids)
Biological process (GO): xenobiotic metabolic process
Cellular component (GO): cytoplasm; intracellular membrane-bounded organelle
Molecular function (GO): iron ion binding; oxidoreductase activity, acting on paired donors, with incorporation or reduction of molecular oxygen, reduced flavin or flavoprotein as one donor, and incorporation of one atom of oxygen; heme binding
Source: RefSeq, a predicted model, not a curated record
AUUUUUGAUUAUUGAUUGUGACCACUAAUAUGAUGCGUAAAAUGUCAACAAAGGGCAUUUUAUACGUAUAUAUACAGCCAUCCUAUUACACCUCAUAACUCCAGACGUAGUCAAGCUGAUAGGUUGUGCACUGUCUAUGACUGUGCUUUAAAAGUGCUGUUACCAGUUUAGUAUUUGAGAAACAUGGACAUCUUGGAUUUCAGCUCGCUUCUCACCUUUAACACUGUGACAGUGGCCAUUGUUGUAGUACUGUUAAUCCUGUUGGUCAGCCAGUUACUACAAUGGCCGGCCAAUCUUCCACCUGGUCCAACAGGCUACCCUGUUGUAGGAUGCAUACCUUUGCUUCGAAACAGAAAUAUACUUGAGGUGUUUCGAAAAUUUCGAGCACAAUAUGGCGACGUAUUUAGUUUGAAGAUUGGACCAAACCUCACUGUGGUCAUCAACGGAACCGAUGCAUUAAAGGAAGCUUUUGUUAAACGUGGGGAUGAAUUUUCUGACCGACCAGGUGGAUUUCUAUCAAAAAAUAUAUUUAAAAACAGAGGUAUUGGUGGAACUUCUGGUGAACACUGGAAACAUACCAGGACCUUUUCGUUGUCAACGUUACGGAAUUUAGGAUUCGGAAGAAGAUCGUUGGAAUCAAGGGUCCAAGAGGAAAUAGCUGCUUAUCUGGACGUUAUUGAGAAACAAAACGGGAAACCCUACGACAUGAAGGAGAUGACAGUGUUAGCAAUAUCUAAUAUCAUAUGUAGUAUUACUUUCGGAAAUAGAUUUGAGUACACUGAUGCAAAGUUCAAGCGACUUACAUCGCUUAUUGCUGAGAACUUCCGGUUAAAUUCGGUCGGAAGUGCUGUAAGAUCUUUUCCAUGGGUAAUAUAUCUUCCUGGAGAUUUCUUCAACGUUAAGAAAUUGGUUCAAAACUUCACCGAUAUCAAAGAUUUUGUCGCUGAACAAAUAGAUGAACAUCGAAACACAAUUGGAGAAGAUUGUCAGCGCGAUUUCAUUGAUGCUUUUCUGAUACAACAAAAGAAACAUGGCGAGGGAGAUCCGAUAUAUGAUGAUAUGAAUGUGACAGCUUCCGUGAUGAACCUGUUUAUUGCUGGGACUGACACAACAGCUACCUCGAUUCGCUGGGCGAUACUUUACCUCAUUCUUAACAAACCGAUCCAGGACAAACUCCGAAAGGAGAUAGUGAGAGUGGUCGGAACUUCCAGACUUCCAUCACUUGCCGACAAACCCGAGAUGCCUUACUUCGAAGCCUUCAUAACAGAGGUUCUCCGUAUGGGCGACAUCGCCCCCCUCUCUGUGCCUCACGGAGCAAAGAAAGAUAUCCGGUUCCGGGGCAUGGUUAUCCCUAAAGGAUCAACUCUUAUACCAAAUCUUGAUUCCGUUAUGACGGAUCCGGAAUUGUUUGAGAAUCCUGAUAAGUUUCAACCCGAGAGAUUUCUAGGAAAAGACGGAAAACUCAAUGGCAAGGAAAGGGAUGUGUUGGCAUUUUCGUUAGGGCGACGAGUUUGCCUUGGGGAAUCCUUGGCAAGGAUGGAACUAUUUCUGUUCAUGACGUCGUUAGUCCAGAGAUUUGAGUUUCUCCCGGAGAGCACAGACAAGCUUCUGUCUUUCGACGCGACGUUGGGAGUGACACGAGCUUCAAAAGACUACAGCUGUCGUGCUGUCAAACUUGUAUAAAUAAAAAUCAGAAAAAGAAUGCCAAAAUCCACCGGACUUUGUGGUAUUAUAUCUCAGUGGUAAAUAUUUGUUAUACCUUUAUCUAAAUGCAUCAAAUCAAAUAAAUUGUAUAAUAUAGACAUCUAACAUAUAAGUUUUGUGAUUAUAUAAUGGAUGUUUUUGUUUGUGUCAUUGUUUAUCUGUUAUUUUCGAUUUUUAAUGUUAACUGAUAUAUGCUGUAAUUUAAUUCAUUUUGACUCUUCCAUUCUACAGUAUUUAUGUUGUAUUAAAUGUCAUAAUAUCCUUUCUACAAAUCUUGGAGAUUGCGGGUGGUAGACAUUUGUUUGGCGUAACGUGCAAACCACGUUUUAAUUCAUUUGAAUAUGUUUUGAAUAAAUACUCAUUGAAAUAAAGUUUUUAAAACGAAGAAGAAAUUGAAAUAUGGGGUAGUUUGUAGAAAUAGAAGAGAGGAAGCUGUUAUAAUGUUUACAUCUAGAAGGAAGGAUAAUGAUACGUGUUCUGUAACUUCUCUUUCAGGCGAAGCCAUUUGAUGGUUGGUAUUGCUUAUUAUCUAUUAUAUGCUGGUGUAUUUGGAACAAAAUAGUGUUUACGGUCAUGUUUGAGAGCUUCUUAUGUAUUUUACUAUGCCUAUGCAUACAUGUAUUCAUAGGAUAAAUGUAGACAUAAAAUAAAUUUGGGUUCGCAUUGCUUCA